GCCUCCUCCCCCCACCCCCAGCCCCACCUCCCAGCGCCUUGAGGUGCGCGCGGCCCCUUUAAGGCGCAGGGCAUUGUGGGUGCGGGGAGUGGAAUUUUGGAACCAAAUGUAGCGAAGAGAAGUACAGUAGUAAGUGUAACAUUGUAGCAGCAGCCGGCCGAGGGGGCGCGCCGGGUAGGGGACGCCGCACCCCCUUUCUGUCGCAGGAACCCCAGAUCAAGCCCCCGGAGGGAGGAGGCGCCCGACGAUCCGCUCCGGCCCCGUGCACGUCCCCCCCAGGAAGCCGGACUCUAUGGGGCGGGACCCUGGGGGAGACUGAGCUGAACCUGGAGCCAGCCCCGAACCCCUGAAGCUCGAACCAGGGGCGCCCCGGGAGCACCCACCCGUGGGUGCGCCGCCCGCCUGCCGAGCCACCAUGAGCGAGACGGUCGUCUGUUCCAGCCGGGCCACUGUGAUGUUGUAUGAUGACUGCAAUAAGCGCUGGCUUCCCGCGGGCACCGGCCAACAGACCUUCAGCCGUGUCCAGAUCUACCACAACCCCACGGCCAAUUCCUUCCGGGUUGUCGGCCGCAAGUUAUCACCGGACCAGCAGGUGGUCAUCAACUGUGCCAUUGUCCGGGGGGUCAAGUACAACCAGGCCACCCCCAGCUUCCACCAGUGGCGUGAUGCCCGCCAAGUCUGGGGCCUGAACUUUGGCAGCAAGGAGGAAGCGGCCCAGUUUGCCGCCGGCAUGGCCAGCGCCCUAGAAGCCUUGGAAGGUGGACCCCCGCCCCCCGCAGCACCGCCCACCUGGCCGACGCAGAACGGCCCCUUCUCGGAGGAGGCGGAGCAGCAGAAAAGACAGACGCCGGGCCUGCCUGAGCACCUGGAGCGCCGGGCCUCCAAUGCAGGAGGUCCCCCUGCUCCUCCCGCUGGAGGCCCCCCGCCCCCACCCGGGCCGCCCCCACCUCCGGGUCCCCCACCACCACCGGGCCUGCCCCCGUCGGGGGUCUCAGCCCCGAGCCAUGGAGCUGGGGGAGGCCCGCCCCCGGCCCCCCCUCUCCCCACAGCACAAGGACCCGGUGGCGGAGGGGUCGGGGCGCCCGGGCUGGCUGCAGCCAUCGCAGGCGCCAAACUCAGGAAAGUCAGUAAGGAGGAGGCCUCGGGGCCCCCCCCAGGGCCCAAAGCUGAGAGCCGGAGCACGGGAGGGGGGCUGAUGGAAGAGAUGAACGCCAUGCUGGCCCGCAGAAGGAAAGCCACACAAAUUGGGGAGAAGCCCCCCAAAGAUGAAUCUGCCAAUCAGGAGGAGCCAGAGGCCCGAGUCCCAGUGCACAGCGAAUCUGUGCGGAGACCCUGGGAGAAGAACAGCACAACUCUGCCGAGGAUGAAGUCCUCUUCGUCUGUGGUCACAUCCGAGGCACACCCUGCGAUGUCCAGCUCCAGUGAUGAGUCUGAACUGGAGCGGGUGAAGCAGGAGCUUCUGGAAGAAGUGAGAAAGGAACUGCAGAAAGUGAAAGAAGAGAUCAUUGAAGCCUUUGUCCAGGAGCUGAGGAAGCGGGGUUCCCCUUGACCAUAGGGCCCCAGAAGAUCCUGUGUCUCCCUUCUGCACCCCGCCUGGCCCCCUGCACUCCCUGCCUCGACUUGACUUGGAACUGGCUGAGGGCUAUACAGGAAUGCGGCUUCCCCACUCCCUGUCCCACUUGGAAAACUCCAACGGGGCGUGGCUUUCCUGGCUCCACGCCUGCACCCCCGACUGGCUGCUGAUUGGCUGGGGAGGCCCCCACCCUUUGCUCCUUUUGGUCCUUUCCCCUUGGGGGCGGGUCCUCUUCUGGGGAUGUACCAAUGAGGUCCACAGAGAGGGGGAGUGAAGGAGGGAACACCCCAGUCCCCCUUCUACAUUCACUUUAACGCUUAAUGCCUUCAAAAAGAAAAACUUUUUUUUU
Molecule: messenger RNA, 1922 nt
Organism: Sorex fumeus (smoky shrew)
Lineage: Eukaryota; Metazoa; Chordata; Mammalia; Eulipotyphla; Soricidae
Gene: VASP
Product: vasodilator stimulated phosphoprotein
Exons: 13
Coding region: 416-1549 (377 amino acids)
Biological process (GO): actin cytoskeleton organization; neural tube closure; axon guidance
Cellular component (GO): cytoskeleton
Molecular function (GO): actin binding; profilin binding; SH3 domain binding
Source: RefSeq, a predicted model, not a curated record